This is a messenger RNA of Oryza sativa Japonica Group (Japanese rice), 2678 nucleotides long. Its product is annotated as low affinity sulfate transporter 3. The record is from RefSeq and is a predicted model, not a curated record. NCBI's taxonomy places the organism in Eukaryota, Viridiplantae, Streptophyta, Magnoliopsida, Poales, Poaceae. Gene Ontology annotation, biological process: transmembrane transport. Gene Ontology annotation, cellular component: plasma membrane. Gene Ontology annotation, molecular function: secondary active sulfate transmembrane transporter activity.
GCUCCUCCUCCCCACACCUGCAGCGCUGCCCCUUCCUCUCAGUGGAGAGGAGAGCGAAACGAGACGAGACGAGAAUUCCUCUCUCCUCCUGUGUGCAUCCGUCCAUCCACGCGUUCCCGAGAAUCGCAUCGCGAUCGGGGGCAUACAUUUGAUGCUUACACGAGAGGAAUUCUAAGCUCUCGCUCGCUCGCUCGCAACCUCUCGUGCGAUCGUCGUCGCGUGCCAGUGUCACCUCGCCUUCAAGAGAUUCUCCCCUCCAAGACGCGCCCGGCCAGACGCCAGGAGUCGUGGUCGCCGAGACUACGGCUUUAAAGCCAGCGAGGCGAGGAGGAGUUCCCCCAAACACUUCAGUAGCUGCUACUGUAGCCAGCAGCGGCGGCCAUGGAGGACACGGCGGCGGCGGUCGAGACGCCGGUGACGGUGUCCACAUUCGGUGUAUCCAGGCACCCGGACACGGCCAGGCUCGUGCUGAGCAGCCCCAAGCCGCCAGGCGUGCGCGAGGAGUUCGUCGGCGUCGUCCGCAAGGCGUUCCGGCCGCGGGCGAGCGGCGGCGGAGGAGCAGGCCGUACGCCGCCGGCGCGGUGGGGGUGGGCCCUCACGGCGCUGCAGACCGUGUUCCCCGUGCUGCAGUGGGGGAGGACCUACAACUUCAAGUUGUUCAGGAGUGACGUCAUGGCAGGCCUCACUCUUGCCAGCCUUGGAAUUCCUCAGAGCAUUGGAUACGCCAAUUUGGCCAAGCUGGACCCUCAGUAUGGUCUUUACACGAGCGUGGUACCGCCGCUGAUCUACGCCGUCAUGGGGACGUCGCGGGAGAUCGCCAUCGGCCCCGUCGCCGUCGUCUCGCUGCUGCUGUCGUCCAUGGUCUCCAAGAUCGUCGACCCGGCCGUCGAUCCGGUCACCUACCGCGCCCUCGUCUUCACCGUCACCUUCCUCGCCGGCGUCUUCCAGGUCUCCUUCGGCUUGUUCAGGUUGGGUUUCCUGGUGGAUUUCCUGUCGCACGCGGCGAUCGUUGGGUUCAUGGCAGGAGCGGCGAUCGUGAUCGGGCUGCAGCAGCUGAAGGGAUUGCUUGGGCUGAGCCAUUUCACCAACAGCACCGACGUCGUCUCCGUCAUCAAGGCUGUCUGCUCUGCACUCCGAGACCCGUGGCACCCCGGCAACUUCUUGAUCGGAUGCUCAUUCCUCAUCUUCAUCCUCGCCACGCGAUUCAUUGGGAGGAGGUACAAGAAGCUGUUCUGGCUGUCGGCCAUCUCGCCGCUGCUGUCCGUCAUCCUGUCCACCGCCGCCGUGUACGCGACGAGGGCCGACAAGCACGGCGUCAAGAUCAUCCAGCGGGUGCACGCCGGCCUCAACCCGAGCUCCGCCAGCCAGCUUCGCCUCAGCGGGCCGUACACCGUCGACUGCGCCAAGACCGCCAUCAUCUGCGCCGUCAUCGCCCUCACGGAAGCCAUUGCUGUUGGACGAUCAUUCGCGUCGAUAAGAGGGUACAAACUCGACGGGAACAAGGAGAUGAUCGCCAUGGGAUGCUCAAAUGUGGCCGGAUCUCUCUCCUCGUGCUACGUUGCAACAGGCUCAUUUUCACGAACAGCCGUCAACUUCAGCGCCGGCGCGAGGUCAACCGUGUCCAACAUCGUCAUGUCCAUCACGGUGUUCAUCGCGCUGGAGCUGCUCAUGAAGUCGCUCUACUACACACCCAUAGCCGUGCUGGCCUCCAUCAUUUUGUCGGCACUUCCAGGCCUGAUCGACAUCAAGGAGGCUCUCAGCAUCUGGAAGGUCGACAAGAUGGAUUUCCUCACAUGCCUCGGCGCGUUCGUCGGCGUGCUCUUCGGAUCAGUCGAGAUCGGCCUCGCCGUAGCGCUCGCCAUCUCCUUUGCCAAGAUCAUCAUACAGUCAAUCCGGCCUCAGGUAGAGGUUCUUGGUAGGCUUCAGGGGACAAACAUCUUCUGCAGCAUCAGACAGUACCCUGUUGCUUGCCGGAUUCCGAGUGUAUUGACAAUUCGGAUUGAUACAUCAUUCCUGUGCUUUAUCAACUCCACUUUCAUCAAAGAAAGGAUCAUCGAAUGGAUACGAGAAGAAGUCGAGACGUCUGAUGAGAAGGCCAGGGAGAGGGUGCAAUCUGUUGUCCUUGACAUGUCAAAUGUGGUAAACAUUGACACUUCAGGGAUUUCGGCCUUGGAAGAGAUACACAAGGAGCUGGCAUCUCUUAGCAUACAGAUGGCCAUUGCCGGCCCAGGAUGGCAAGCGAUCCAGAAGAUGAAAUUGGCAGGUGUGGUUGACCAGGUAGGAGGAGACUGGAUAUUUUUGACAGUAGGUGAAGCGGUUGAAGCCUGUGUAACUAUGCAAAAGGGCACUGCUCUGGAAUGCUGAGGUGUGUGUGUUAGUAGUACUUAGUAGGAUUAACACCAUAUUAAGACAUAAGUGAUGCUGCUUAGUGCUUUGCAUCCAGCCAUUCAAUAUUCCAGAGUGAACAAUGUCUAUAGAAGUUAGAAAAAUGCUUUGCAGGCAGUAAGCAUCGAAGAAAUGUUACUGCGAUAACAACUGCAGUGUGAUGGUUCCGUAGUAACCAAUGCGCUCACUAAUAAAUGUGUUGUUGCCACUGUAAUUUGUAGUAAAUACUUUGUGAUGGUUAAUGCCACUAACUAUAUUGGAUCAGUGUACUCGAACACAGAUGAUUGUUUUUC